This is a messenger RNA of Malurus melanocephalus (red-backed fairy wren), 1947 nucleotides long. RefSeq lists its product as uncharacterized. The coding region runs from base 80 to 799 and encodes 239 amino acids. The transcript is spliced from 5 exons. The record is from RefSeq and is a predicted model, not a curated record. NCBI's taxonomy places the organism in Eukaryota, Metazoa, Chordata, Aves, Passeriformes, Maluridae.
AGCGUGCUGCACGGGGCGACUCCUGGCAGAUUUCUCGGCUCGCUGGAGAGCGAGGAGGCAGCAGCUAAUCCUCCUAACGAUGAUUUUCCUCUUGCAGUAUUUCUUCCUGCUGGCCAUAGACUUAAUGCUCGCCGUGACCCUUUCCUGCCUCCUUUAUGCCUUUGCCUGCAUGUCCAUCGCAUGUCUGACCUGCUGCAUUGUCAUCUUCUCCUUCGGCACCGUGGGGAGGAAUGUUGAUGUGAAAGGGAGAGCGAUUGUAAUUCUUGUGUCCAACAGUUCCAUUGGGAGGAUGUUUGCAAGGAACCUGGAUAAAGCAGGUUUUGGGGUGUCUGCUGCACAGUGGCCUGCACAAGAGGAGAGGACUGCAAUAGAAGAAUGUUCUUCAAACAAUGAGGUAGCCCAGCUCAACAUGACUGAAGAUGAMUAUCAGAAGACAGUGAAAACCUUCAUAGAAAGCCACUUAUCCCUGAAAGGCYCUGCAGAGGAAGGACAUUUUGGAAGUCAGAGCACGCACCGCGAAGCCUCCCGUACUGCAGCCACCCUUCGGAGAGGCGGCAUAUAUGGGAAGAUGAGGAAGCCAUCCAUCCUGAUAUGGGAAGAAGGAGCACCGGACACACAUGGGCUACCUGAGAGAAAAACCUCCUGUGAUGGGAAGAAGAAUUUCAAGGCUCCACGMAGGAACAGCUUAUUGCAGUCAGUUCUCUAUGUCACAGUCCUCUUUYACCCACUGAACUGUGUCCUGAGUCUCCUGAAGAGAAGCUCACAGCUGCUUGUGCCUCUGCUGAAGUCCAAAAACUGACAGGUUCCUGUAUUCUCACUGCUGCAGGCUCUGAAGGCUCUGAAAUUCCAUUUACUCCAGCACAUGGCCACGAGAGCAACUGGAGUGCUGUUUCCAGCAUCCCUGCUUGAGAGAAAGCACCCAAAGCAUCAUUUGAUUCUCUGGUCCAGGCUUUAGGACAAGAGAGAAAACAGAAAAAAUAUUUUAAAAAGAAAAUGRAAAAACAGACAGCUCAUGAGAUGACCUGACAGUGUCCCCACUGGUCAGGCUAAUAUUUUCUUGAUCAAGAGGAAAGGGUCCCUGGCUCUCCAUCUAACAUCACUUCAGGUGUCUGGCUCUCAAUAGCAUAUUUAACCUUUCUGAGUGUUGGAUCAGGGCCAUAAACAGGCUCUGGAUGCUCCAUGGAACACAGAAGUGGAUAUAGCCUGUCAGCCCUGUCCUGUGUCACCAGUGGCUGCUGCAGCAGCUGGGAUGAGGCAGGACAUGCAGSCAAACAGCAGCAGCAAUGAACUCAGCUGAAAUGAGUGAACAGCACUGAAGAGGUAAAAACCCUCCUGCUGUCUUUCAUCCAGGAAGGAAACCCAUGGAGCACUGCACAUUAACACUGUSACACCACAGUGAAGAAAAGGAGCAUUGCUGGGAUCAGAAGUGACAAAUUCCUGGUAGCAGGGGAUUAUGAGCAGUGACUUCAAUUGUAAGACAACGAAAAACUGUGGAUGAAAACAGAAAACACCUUCAGAGCCAUGACACAGUCUCCAACUUCCUUGCAAGUCUAAUCUGUAAGGAAGAGAACACCGAGACACUGAAACUUUGGGUUGUUCAUUACAAUGCUGUACUGUACACACUGGGAUAUGCACAGAGGAAAAAACAUCUGAGGUGAAAGGAAAUAAAGGAAGAACUCUGCUGGGAAGCGAAAUGCUAGGGCUUGGUUUUCAUUAUCUAAAGCCACAACUCAGAACUGCCUGACUGAUGAUAAGAGAUGUCACCCAGGGARCUGGAUCUAGGGAGGGAAAGGAAAGCUUUCAAAACAGCUUCUGUAAGACAUUAAACCAGCUUAAUAUCAAACCAGACUGAAAAUAAACAUUUUAAUUCUGUAACAUCAAAGCACUGAGAGAGAACAUGCURAAGCAGAAAAUUCCUGAAUUAAAAGCUUGAGGUUUUAGUCUUUA